GCUCUGAAAGAUGGAGACGCAGAGUACGGUUGACACGCACAGCACUUUCACCUUAAACGGCGAUGAUAAUUUUGAUGUGAACACAGUUCUAAUAGGCCAACGUGAAUAAAAACCAACAGGCAUGGAGGAAUCUGCAAAAUUGACGGACGAAAACGACAACUCCGAGUGUUUCUCUCGUUACACACCUCAACAUCCUCUACCAGAAGAAUUAAAAAAACUAGCCAGGGAUGACACGGUCUGCAAAUACUGUGGAGUUAGCUACCUUAUUCAUAAUGAAAUCAAAGCUUUGGAAGAUAAGCUUAAAGCGACGGAAAAAGAACUGGCUGUCUUGCGGGGACAAGAACAGAGGGAAGAGCUACUCAAACAGGAAAAUGCUGUCCUGAAACAACAAGUGGACGAAUUUAGGACUACAGUACAGGGCAAUAAUAAACUGAUAAGCUCCCUGAACAGUGAAAUAGAGACUUUGAAGGGGAAUGUAAAAGAGGCCACUGAAGCUGGUGAAGGGUACAAGAAGAAGUACAUGAAUUGUUUGAGACAACUGUCCUCCCUGAGCCAAACGGUUCGCCAGCAAAGACAGAGUCUGACAGAUAUGAGGACACACCUGGACGAGGGAAGGCGCGAGGUUGUAGACUGUUUGCGCUCAGCUAAGGAUCAAGUUGUACUUAUCAAAGAGAAAUCUUCCAUAGAGAUACAAGACUUGGAGUCCAAGAUACAAUGUAUAGACAUGGAGAAACUGGUGCUCUCACAAUCCAAUAAAAGUUUAACCGAUACUGUCAGAAGUAGAGAGUUGGAGCUGGAGAAAAAGAGCCUAGAGCUACAGCAGAAAGAAGAAGAAUUGGAGAAGCAGCGACACUCCCUAGGCCAGCUGGAAAAAAAUCUCUCGGAUGUCGACAAGUUGUCGGAGUCACUGCAGGCAGCUCAGGGUGCACUGAAAGACACAAAGAAACAACUUGAAGACAGUACAAUAAAAUGUAGAGCUUUGACUGUGGAACUUGACCAGUACAAAAUGCAAAUGAGAAACAAGACCUCUGAGAUAAAUGAUCUCUCCAACAAGCAAAAGCAGCAAGAACAAAGCCAUGAAGUGGCACUGCAAAAAGUGCAUCUAGAGCUUCAAAGUAAAGAGAAUGAGUUGGCAGUGUCGCUGAAACAGCUCAAGACGUGGGAGAACAAGUGGAGAGAACAGCAGCAGAAGGAGAACGACAUCUUACAGCAGAGCAAGCUCAGUCAGAAUGAAACUCAAGACCUAAAAGAUCAUCUCAGGCAAGCCAAAGCUGAUGUAGAUGCAUUGAAAGCUGAGAGGGAAAUGAUGAUAGAGGCACACCAAAACAGAAUUGAAGAUCUCAGAGAGAGCUUUAAAAACAAAAUGGCAGAGAUGGAGAAUUGGCCUCAGAAGCUUCAAGCAGCAGUUGCAGCAGAGAAAACACGCCAUUUGGCAGAAGUGAAAACCCUGGAAGAAAAUCUGAAACACAAUUUUGUUUUGGAGCUCCAGAUAGAGAAAGACAAGUACAAUGAGCUGCUCAAGAAAGUCCAGAGCCAAGAGCGGGAUAAAAAUAGCAUGAGAGACGGUGAGCUCGCCCUGAUGGAACAGAAACAUAAACAAGAACUGGAGCAGUUACAGAGACAGAUGACAGAGGCUCGAACCCGUGCACAAGAGAGAGAGGCUGACCUGUCUGCCGAGGUCACCAGUCUGAAAAAGAUCAUCAAAGAUCUGCAGGAUCGAUUUGCCAGACUGGAUGGAGAAGACAACGGCAAAGUCACAGAACUUCAAGCCAAACUGGCAGACGCUCAGCAGGAACUCGGCGAAGCUCAGACUCGGGUCACGACCCUAGAGGACAAGGUCAAGGAAGCCACCGAGCAGGCUCAGUUCCUUCAGAACAUUGUUCGCAAGGAAUGCGAGGAACGCUUUGAGCUGACGGAAGCUUUAAGUGAAGCCAGGAAAGAACUUUUGGAGCUCAAGAAACCCCCAGGUGGUUACUCAGGAAUGUCCAAGCGAGGUAGUGUGUCCAGCCUGCAGUCCAACCAGUCCCCUGCCCCGCUGUCUGGCCCGGAGGACCCACUGCUAAAGCUGCGCUCUCAGAUGCCCACCAACAACGUCAAGCUGAGCUACAGUGGUGGGGAGCCGGGCUCGAGGAACCACAGCAGUAGCAGCAGUAUCAGCGACAAAGGAAACGAAGCAAAGAUCUUGGAGAGUCGCAAGAGAAUCGCAAAUAUGAUGGGCAGGAGGUCAUGAUAGAUAUGUUGACUUUGUGAUUGAAGAGGUCUUCUCCAAUGAACUGUUAGCUGUGUGCAUAUUAUAAAGCAGUUUUGAUCAGUUCAAGAAUAUAUUCCCAUUUCAGUCAACAUUUCAGCCGAAUAGUUUCCUAAUGUUGAAGUGGGCUUACAAACUUCUAUUGUAUUUAGAAACUGGUCAGCUUUUUCAGUCCCCUUAGUAGGCUUUUUUCAAGGUUCAGACUUUGUUUUUGGAGACAUUUGAUUGCAUAAUUAUGAGAGAGAUAUUAUGCGACAUGUUAAUUGUGUGUAAAGAAAUAAGCAAAUUUCUUUCCUUCAGCAUUUUUUUGUCUCUAAACCUACUUGUGCAAUUAAAACAUAAUAGAGGAUGCCAUAAUAUAGUAUACAAUAUCUUAUUCAUCCUAUGAAUACUUGUUAAAUGUAGAUCAUCCUUACUCCUUCAAAGAAGCAAAUGCAAAGAAAUCGUUUAAAGAGGAUAAUUGAACCUGUUCAAAACAACCACCAAUGGUCUGGGAGAAACAGUGUCAUCUUUGAAAGGUAACCCUCUUCACAGUGUCAUUAUUAUGAUAUAGCAAAAAAACGCAAGGGGGAAAAUGGGAAGUGGUCAUUUAGACUGGUGAUUGUCUUGAACAAGUUAGAACAGGUUCAAGUGUACUUAUACCUGCCACAGGUAUUUUAUUACAGUAGCUUUUUUUUUUUUUAUCAGGAGUAGUAAACGUAGGGAUAGUGACAGUAGUGGUGGAUGAUAUCGUUGUAGUAACAGCUGGAGAAUAAACAAUAACGGAAGCAGCAGUACAUCUUGGAAUGUAUAUUAAGCUUUCACACUUCUAUAGUGGUAACUGUUUUCACAACUAAUGAUUUUUGCUCAAGUUUCUGGUUUUGUAGGGAGGUAGGAGGAGGAAUUUUUUAGGUGCCAUUGAUCAUUGUAUGGACUUGGCUGAAAGUAAAUUUUGAUUCCCCCCGUUUUUUAAAUAUGUUACAAGCGUCUUUUACUUUUACACAUGAUUUUAUGUGGCCCCUCUAAAUUUGAGACACAGAAUGUGCAUUCUAGGUCAAAAUAAGUUCCGAUUAGAGGGUUAACUCACUUGAAGCUGAGCCAUUUUUCACCCAACAACCAUUGCAGCCUGACAGUUUUUGGGUGUGUUGAACCGGUGACCACAAAAAGAUCGUGAAAGCUAUCAUAAUUUUUUUUUAAUGCAACAAAGGAAAGAAGGAAAUGCUCCCAAGGAAAAAAAAACAUCUGAAUCUGAUUUUUCCGAAUAGGUUUUAGUUUAUCAAUAUUUUGAAAAAACAAUGCCUUAGGGUUACGCAAUCUUUUUGCGCCCAAUUUGUAAUAAAAAGCAUCUAUUUCAAUGCGGGGGUGACUGACUUAGUCCGUUACAGCUCAAAAAGUAUUGCACUGAAUUUCACCAAAUUUUUUGCGAAAUGACACAAGUGGGUCAGCUGUUGGUUUGCUGCUUCCUGUACCUUGUAACUGAAAAACACUGGAGAUUUUAAGUGAUAAAGCGCAUCGCAUAAAUGCCCGAGAUUUGGCCACUGGGCCACAGAGCAUCCUAUAAAUACAUGGGAAUAGGCUCAAGUGUGUUAAAGGUUACUUUUUACGCCAACUUACUCAUUCUGAGACUAAAAUGUGAAUGAAGUCAGGACUGUGUUUUGUCCUUCAUGCAGCUUGAUGCCCCUGUUAUUGAGGCUCCGUUCUCUGUAUGCAAGAUUAUUGAAGUUAUCAUCAUCGUCUUCAUCUUCAUCAUCAUCAUCCUCAUUAUUAUCAUCGUCAUCAUCAUCAUCAUAAUGUUUCAAACAGUUUAUUGUAAAUAACUCGACUCAACAGUUUUAAUUGUAGAAUGGCUCAACAUUUCAUCUCAUGUGCUUCCUCAGCUGUAGUCAUCAUCAUCAUCAUCAUCAUCAUCAUCAUCAUCAUCAUCAUCAUCAUUGUAUAAAGAAGGUAUUAAAAC
Messenger RNA from Aplysia californica (California sea hare), 4181 nucleotides. Its product is annotated as putative leucine-rich repeat-containing protein DDB_G0290503. Lineage: Eukaryota; Metazoa; Mollusca; Gastropoda; Aplysiida; Aplysiidae. The transcript has 17 exons. The coding region runs from base 122 to 2230 and encodes 702 amino acids. The record is from RefSeq and is a predicted model, not a curated record.